AUGGAGUCUGCCCGGAGCCUCUACAAAAAUGACAUCGAUUUUGCAGCCUUGGCGCUGCAAUCGCGCGACUUCGCCAAGCACUUGAAACCAAACAGCCAGCUGGACUUUACUGAUCCGGCCGCCGUCCGACAACUUACCACCACCCUCCUGCAACAAGAUUUUCACCUGGAAGUCGAUAUCCCCGAGGAUCGACUAUGUCCACCGGUACCAAAUAGACUCAACUACAUCCUCUGGUUACAAGACCUCCUCGACUCCACAGCUGGAGGACUGCACGAGGGAUAUGUUCGAGACCGGGAGGUCGUUGGCCUCGACAUGUACGUAAUGACUCCCUCCGAUCUCUGCAUCAUGGCUGACAAGGUGAAGCGGAACGGGAUGCAUCGGUAUCUACCCCUGCUGGGUUGCGCGACACGACCACGGUGGAACUUUGUAGCCACAGAUAUCGACUCGAACAAUAUUCGCACCUCCCAGCAUAAUGUGGCCCUGAACAACCUCGAAUCUCGCAUUCAAAUCGUACAUUCUGACCCCAACGGGCCGCUCAUCCCGCUAGAAAAGCUGGGCUGUCAAACCCUUGACUUCACCAUGUGCAAUCCACCGUUUUACACCUCGUCCAACGAGUUGAAGCAAUCUGCCGAACAGAAAGAACGAGAGCCCUUCUCUACAUGCACCGGCGCCGAGGUAGAAAUGGUAACCAGCGGCGGAGAAGUAGCUUUCGUGAAGCGAAUGAUCGACGAGAGUCUCCAGCUGCGCGAGCGGGUCCAGUGGUACACAUCCAUGCUCGGCAAAUUGAGCAGUAUCAACGCACUGGUGGAGAUGCUGAUCAAGCACGGUAUCACCAAUUUCGCAGUGACCGAGUUCGAACAGGGAAGCAAGACGAAGCGCUGGGCGGUGGCAUGGUCAUGGGGAGACAGAAGGCCUGCCAUGAAUAUUGCACGUGGACUACCCGGCUGCCCGAAGAGUCUCUUGCCUUUCCCUGCUGAUUACACAUUCACGCUACCACCCGGUACGUCUAUUGACACAGCCACUGCUACCAUAAAUGCAGAACUUAGCUCGUUGCCUUGGUUCUGGACGUGGGAUCAGGCACGUUCUGCGGGGACGGGAUUCGCUGCUGAGAAUGUGUGGUCGAGAUUCGCCCGUCGGAAGAUGAAACUUGCCGGUGAGGAGGAUGCGGCUAAAUUGAAGGCCAUUCCAGACCAGGUGGCACUUGGAGUACGUCUGCAGAUACGGCUGGUCCGGGGCCAGAAACCCGAGGAGAAGGAGGUGAAGGUUUUAGUACGCUGGGCGCAGGGGACAGAUACCGUCUUAUUCGAGAGCUUCUGCGGGAUGGUGAAGAGGAAGUUGGAAUCAAAGUGA
This is a messenger RNA of Penicillium mononematosum, 1350 nucleotides long. RefSeq names its product DUF890 domain protein. Gene Ontology annotation, biological process: rRNA base methylation. The transcript is spliced from 9 exons. NCBI's taxonomy places the organism in Eukaryota, Fungi, Ascomycota, Eurotiomycetes, Eurotiales, Aspergillaceae. The record is from RefSeq and is a predicted model, not a curated record. Gene Ontology annotation, cellular component: nucleus. Gene Ontology annotation, molecular function: 23S rRNA (adenine(1618)-N(6))-methyltransferase activity. The coding region runs from base 1 to 1350 and encodes 449 amino acids.